AGGGUUUGAGGCGUGAGGUGUGAGGUGUGUACAGCACGCAUGCGCUCGCGCACAAAUCAGUAUUUGAAGCCGAGUGUGUGAGCAGGUGUGUGUCAGUGUGAGGACGAGUGCUAGAGAAUCACAAGUUCGCUCAGCUCAGCUCGGCCACAAUGACCUGGGAUUAUUUCGGCUUCUCCAUGGUCCGCAGUGACCAGAAAAAUGAGACGGCCAUUGCCAUCAACAACCCGGCGGAUAUUUCUGUUAUUGUCAUCUACUUCGUGGUGGUCUUGGCUGUUGGAGUAUGGGCCAUGGUGAGGACGAAUCGCUCCACGGUCGGUGGAUUCUUCUUGGCUGGACGCAGCAUGGUGUGGUGGCCGAUCGGGGCGUCCCUGUUUGCCAGUAACAUUGGCAGUGGGCAUUUCGUGGGUCUGGCAGGAACCGGGGCCGCUGCAGGAAUCGCCAUCGGAGGAUUUGAAUGGAAUGCUCUUGUUAUGGUACUCAUUCUAGGAUGGAUCUUCGUGCCCAUCUACAUCAAGGCAGGGGUUGUCACCAUGCCCGAGUAUCUGAAGAAGCGUUUCGGAGGUCAACGUAUCCGAAUCUAUCUCUCCGUUCUCUCACUGUUCCUCUACAUCUUCACUAAGAUCUCUGCGGACAUGUUCUCUGGAGCCAUCUUCAUUAACCAGGCUUUGAAAAUGAACAUCUACUUGGCUGUUGUCAUGCUGCUGAUCAUAACAGCACUCUACACCAUCACAGGUGGUCUCGCCGCAGUUAUUUACACAGACACACUGCAGACCAUCAUCAUGGUGGUGGGAUCCUUCAUCCUCAUGGGCUUCGCAUUUGAGAAGGUGGGAGGAUAUGAGGGUCUGCAGGACAAGUACAUGCAGGCCAUUCCCUCUGUCGUGGGGAACUACAGUGAGAACUGUUACACUCCUCGUGCCGACUCCUUCCACAUCUUCAGAGAUGCGCUGACCGGGGAUAUGCCAUGGCCCGGCCUCAUCUUUGGCCUCACCAUCCAGGCAGGCUGGUACUGGUGCACGGAUCAGGUGAUCGUCCAGCGCUGUCUCUCUGCUAAGAACAUGUCCCAUGUGAAGGCCGGCUGCAUCCUGUGUGGCUACCUCAAACUCCUACCCAUGUUCCUCAUGGUGCUCCCUGGCAUGAUCAGCAGAGUGCUCUACCCAGACGAGGUGGCGUGUGUGGUUCCUGAGUUAUGUAAACAGUACUGCGACACUGAGGUGGGCUGCACCAACAUCGCCUACCCCAAACUGGUGGUGGAACUCAUGCCUAACGGUCUCAGGGGUCUGUUGCUCUCUGUCAUGCUGGCUUCUCUGAUGAGCUCCCUCACCUCCAUCUUUAACAGCUCCAGCACGCUCUUCACCAUGGACAUCUAUGCCAAAAUCCGCCAGAAAGCCUCUGAAAAGGAGCUCAUGAUCGCUGGCAGGUUGUUCAUGUUGGUCCUGAUCGGCAUCAGCAUUGCAUGGAUUCCCAUCGUCCAGACGGCUCAGAGUGGACAGCUCUUCGACUACAUCCAGUCUGUAACGAGUUACUUAGCUCCGCCCAUCGCCGCCGUCUUCACACUUGCCAUAUUCUGCAAGAGAGUUAAUGAACCGGGUGCGUUUUACGGCAUGCUGAUCGGUUUGGCCAUCGGUCUGUCACGAAUGAUCACAGAGUUUGUGUAUGGAACAGGAAGCUGUGCGAAUCCCAGCAACUGUCCCACCAUCAUCUGCGGCGUGCACUACCUCUACUUCAGCCUGAUCCUGUACGGAGUGUCCCUUGUGUUGGUGAUAGGCAUCUCACUCAUGACCAAACCCAUCGAUGACAAGCAUCUGUACAGGUUGUGUUGGAGUUUACGGAACAGUAAAGAGGAGAGGAUCGACCUGGAUGCUGAUGAAUGGAUCGAGAACCAGGAUGACAGCGACAUGGACAUGGACGAAUCCAAGGCAGACCCCAGCUGUUGGAGAAAGGCCUACAACUGGUUCUGUGGCUUUGAUCAGAAAAAAGCACCAAAGCUUUCCAAAGAGGAGGAGGCCGAGCUGAAGAAGCAGCUCACGGACACGUCCGAGAAGCCGCUGUGGAGGAACGUAGUGAACGCCAACGCCAUCAUCCUUCUGUGUGUGUGCGUCUUCUUCCACGGCUUCUUCGGCUAAACAACUGUACAGUACUCAGGUGCAUGUGGAAAUAAAUUCAUUUUGGUAACACUUUCUAUGAAGGCUAUAUAUAUA
Pangasianodon hypophthalmus (striped catfish) is the source of this 2198-nucleotide messenger RNA. RefSeq names its product solute carrier family 5 member 1 (gene slc5a1). Lineage: Eukaryota; Metazoa; Chordata; Actinopteri; Siluriformes; Pangasiidae. The record is from RefSeq and is a predicted model, not a curated record. Bases 150 to 2123 code for a protein of 657 amino acids. Gene Ontology annotation, cellular component: plasma membrane. Gene Ontology annotation, biological process: sodium ion transport; transmembrane transport. Gene Ontology annotation, molecular function: D-glucose:sodium symporter activity. The transcript is spliced from 15 exons.